Molecule: messenger RNA, 1773 nt
Organism: Drosophila serrata
Lineage: Eukaryota; Metazoa; Arthropoda; Insecta; Diptera; Drosophilidae
Gene: NtR
Product: neuronal acetylcholine receptor subunit NtR
Biological process (GO): monoatomic ion transport
Cellular component (GO): membrane
Molecular function (GO): extracellular ligand-gated monoatomic ion channel activity
Source: RefSeq, a predicted model, not a curated record
AGGCGGACGAGCACAAUGUGUCACAACAGUUCCUGGCUUAUCAAGUGCUCCGUGGCACUGGCUUUCUACAGCUGCCUGUGCCUGGCACCGCCGAUUGCCCAUUGCAAGUACAACGUGAGCUUUGCCCAACUGGACUCCUGCGAGAGCUACUCGAUCCGAGAUGCGGGCUAUGCCUACAGAGACUUCUUCAUGGUUCACUCCCUGGACAACAACAAGGCAAAGGCCGGGGAGAGACUACAUCUGAAGUUCUACGUUCUGACCACCAUGGAUGCCCACAUCCUGCUCUCGGUGACGAACCACGUCAGACCGAACGAUCGGGUGUAUGAGAUCGUGAUAGGAGCCGGCGGAAAUACAUUUUCCGCUAUCCGCACCGCCAUGGGAGUAAGGCGCGUGUCCACGAAUCAAGAUCGGAACUUGCUAUCUCUAUACGAGCCAACGCCAAUUGAGAUUGUCCAGACGCAGAAUGCCGAGCUGUUUGUUUACAUUCCCGGCUUCAAGAAGGAGCCUCUGCUGCAGUUCAUCGAUGCCUCUGCACUAACCAUUAACUACAUUAGUUUCAGUUCCUUUGGCACAAAUACGGCCAGAUGGUUCUACGAUUGCGGUUUUGAUGGAUUUGACAAGGAAAUAUCCGCUGAUGUUAAGGCGCCAACGGUGGAGCAGAAACUCCUGGCCCAAAUAAAUCUACAGGCAGAGAAUGCCAGCUUGCCAUCCAAUCUAAGCUCUUUGCCUUUCCACUUCCAAGCCCGUUCGCUGGCCUAUGAAAUGACCAAUUCCCUGCUUCGCACGCGAAUGCACUUCAUGAUGCAUUGGCAGGACGAUCGCCUGCGCUGGAAUCCCGCCGACUAUGGAUAUCUGGAAUCCUUUGAGCAUCGGGACUUGCAAGUAUGGACACCGCACAUGCGUGUCCUUAACGGUGCCCUGGACUCCAUGGACGAGGUGUUGCGAUCCUACGAACUGCGUGUCUUUUCGAACGGCAAUGUCACUCUGUAUGUGAAUAACCUGCAGCUCACCAGCUGGUGUGUGGACAGUGCACGCAACUGGCCCAAGGAGCGUGUGACAUGCGACAUCGAACUGGGUCUAAUCGGCCAGAAAGGUGACAACCAGGUAAAUCUGGCACUAAUCUACGAUCAAAAGCACAGCCCCGUGGCACCCAAUGAGCAUGUGAACACACCGUCCGGCUGGACAUUUCUCGACAUAUCCGUGGUCCAAGUGGGCAAUGAUUCGGUGAAUAGAUAUACCCAGAAGAGCAUGCUCCAGACAAUGGCCGGAGAUGUGGCCAUUGAGUUUACCAUUCAGAGAAAUAGCAGUUUCUACAUGACCGUGUUCUAUGUGCCGCUGAUUGCCUGCCAGAUAUUUCUGAUCUUGUCCUUCGUCCUGCGUUCUUCACGAAGAAGUGCUUUGAUUCUCCUUGCCCUGUUGAUCACCGCCUGGGGAAUGAUGUAUUUGACGCGUCAUGCCUCUCCGCAUUAUGUUCCGCCCAUAAUGUCCGCCUACAAGGUGGUCAUGAUAACCACCAGCUACUGCUAUAUCCUUCACAUUUGCUUGCUGUGGCUGGAAUUGUUUCCGCCGAGAGCCAAGGCUCCUGACUGCCUAGCAGCCGUGAUCAACUGCAAUAUCCUGCGCUGUAUCCUGGGCCUAAGACUCGCCGAUGCCAAUGACUUCUGCGACAUCCAGGAGAAACCCUGGCCUCAUCUGGCCAAGAUCUUGAACAACCUGAGUUCCGUUGUGGUCAUCGUCAUCUUUGCCGUCGUGAAUAUAACGAGUGGCUUGUGA